CAACUCCACACAGUCAUUAUUUCCAUAUCGCGUUGCUCUCACGCCCACUGAGAGAGGGAGCAGAGAGCUCAUCCGGUGCAUUGAGGGACGUCCAGGUCCUCAUCUGAGCUCUGUACAGCAUCAGCACCAGCCGCUGCGUGAGAAACAAACCGAGUCGCAUCCCCGCGGAGAGCAGCUCCGCGUGCGCUUCAUUCAAUCUGGAGCGUCAGAUGGUGCAAGAUGCGCCGCUUCUUUGUCCUCCUCUACACCCGGACUGAGCAAGUUAACACUGGAAGGGACCAAUAGUAGUUGAGGGAUCCGAGAAGACACGUUUGAGCUGCACUGAAAGGCUCUUGCAGGACGCGCGCUUGGAUUAUUGUCCUCAUAUCAUCACUCCCGUGGAUUUCCUGCUGGAAAACUAAACACGCGCGUCGCGGCUUCCUGAGAAAGAAAACGAGUCAUAGUUGUUUAAAACGUGUUAAUUCGGCUUCUUUCUCGCGAGGGAGGAGCAAUGAGAGCGUAAACAACACUGGGUGGCUUUGUUUCUCAGACACAGACCCGAGGAAGAUCACAUUGACAUGUCUUUCAGUGCUGGAUUUGGAGAUACCGUUAUUUCUCCACUAACUUAGGGAAGUGUUGUCCGUGUCUCUUUGACUUUGCGUUACACCUCAAUUCUACUUUUCUAACAAACACAUGCAGUUUUCUUCAUAUCUUCUCCAUACACGGUGGAGUGCUUGGGAUGCUUUCAUCGGAAGGGCGUAUUUGAUUCGCGUCUAUCGCGUUUGGAGUGAAGAAAGAUCCAUUUAAACCCGUUGCCUGGGCAUCAUUUUGUGGAGUUACAGCGACCCACGUGGAAACACGGACUCGAAGGAGGACAAGAUGGGCUGUUGCAGUGGUAGAUGCACGCUGGCAUUUAUAUGUGGCAUGCAAUUGAUCAGCAUCUUGGAGCGACAGAUAUUUGAUUUCCUUGGAUACCAGUGGGCUCCAAUCCUCACAAACUUUGUCCACAUCAUCACAGUGAUUCUAGGACUCUUUGGAACAGUACAGUUCAGACCGCGAUAUGUGACCAUGUAUGCGGUUUGGUUGGUGCUGUGGGUCGCCUGGAAUGUCUUCAUCAUCUGUUUUUAUUUGGAAGUGGGUGACCUUUCAAAGGACACAGACCUGAUUAUGACCUUUAACAUCUCCAUGCAUCGCACCUGGUGGAUGGAGAACGGCCCGGGGUGCAGGGUGACCCCCGUGACCCCUCCUCCCUCCUGGGCCCCGGAGGACCAUCGCUACAUCAGCAUCGCCGGCUGCCUGCUGGAGUACCAGUAUGUGGAGGUGGCCCACAGUUCCUUGCAGAUUAUCCUGGCUCUUGCUGGGUUCAUCUAUGCCUGUUAUGUUGUGAAGCUCAUUUCAGAAGAGGAGGACAGCUUUGACUUUAUAGGAGGGUUUGAUUCAUACGGUUACCAAGGGCCACAGAAGACAUCGCAUUUGCAACUACAACCAAUGUACAUGUCAAAGUAAAAGGAUAACUGCCUUAUCAGCCAGUCAAAAUGAUGAACUGAUGUUUGAACUUGUCUUUCUACGUAAAUGUCUUAACAUGAUAGUGUCUUACGGACUGUCGGAGGAACACGGAACCGACGCUUUAACCUCAAAGACUCGAGCAACCGAGUGGAUUUUCUUUGUCUACGCCCAGCCCUUCCUCCUCCAGAGCUCGAGAGAGCCCUCGUGUGGCCGAACCCCCUCAGCAGACUCUCGUCUCUCGGCCAUUAGCAGUGCAAAACAGAGGAACAGAUUGCAUCGAUGUCUGCGGACAGAUCUGCAAUAAGAAAGACUUGGAAUCGUGCAAUGGACCGAACGGAUAUAGUGUCAGUGUGUCCGACUGACUUUCACGGAAUCCAUCCAUCCAUCCAUCCAUCCAUCCACCCUUAAAGAAUGUUCAUUAACCAGUCAGUAUAUUAGUUAUCUAGUCCUACAGUCUUUCAAAUAGUAAAUGGAGUGGAGAGUCGUUAUUCCGGUUGUUUACAACGGGUUAUUCCAAGCAUUGGGAUUACCUUCGGUGUUUAAUUGCAACCCAAGUAGUUUUUCUUCUCUCUCCUGGAUGUACUCGUCUUGAAAGUGCCAAGAACAGUUAAGAAAAAAACGAAGACAAAAAAA
Messenger RNA from Rhinichthys klamathensis goyatoka, 2118 nucleotides. RefSeq names its product sodium/potassium transporting ATPase interacting 2 (gene nkain2). The transcript is spliced from 7 exons. NCBI's taxonomy places the organism in Eukaryota, Metazoa, Chordata, Actinopteri, Cypriniformes, Leuciscidae. The record is from RefSeq and is a predicted model, not a curated record. The coding region runs from base 859 to 1485 and encodes 208 amino acids. Gene Ontology annotation, biological process: regulation of sodium ion transport.